UCUGAAGCCGACCUCUGAACGCAGAGAUAUAUUUCGGUUUUCAAAAAGCAUGAACACUCUUUGUAACUCGCAUCGGCCGUCGUUGAUCAUUUAACCUGCAUCUGUAUCAAGCCCCAAAGCAUGAGCUUAGACGGGUCUCUGCUUCUCUGCCGCUACGAUGGAUGGCAUGAAAUAGGCCCGCAUUACAUCGACGAGGCUGCUUACAACUGCGAUGUUUUCUCUCAAUGCGACUGUCCGUUCAUCAAGGCGGAUCCAGAUAUCGCAGGCAUCGGUGUUGUGGCAGCUUUCAUAGUAUCGAUUGUGUUCACAACGCUAGCGACCUGGACCUGCCUGCUUUUGGCACCUGUCGCCGACGACACCUUCAACCCCAUUGACAAUUUCUUCCGGAAAUUCAUUUGUUUCAGAGUACAGUCCUGGACGGGAAAAGAGCGAGCCGACAGCUAUUUAGCAUGUUCUCGAGAUUUAGUUUCGUCUUUGAGCGACCAGCAGCUGGUCACAGGCAUAGCGAUCCUCGCUGCGGGCCUGAAGAAGCUCAGCGACGGCACCAUCACGAUAUAUCACUUCAGUAUUGUCCAGGAUCUGGCCUGGCUCAGUUCCAACACGCAUCGCCUAGCGCUUGUUAUCUUCGAAAGGUUUCAGGACAGUGUCGAGCCGCGGACGCGAGAAAAACAAAAGAAACUAGCGUCGCCAUGGCCGACACGCAUCCCUAUCCUAGUCCGGUACAUACUAAACGUGACAACGGAUAUCCUCCUUCUCUACUGCUGUUGGGUGGAGGGAUACGAAUAUUGGUAUGUCGACUGGAAUUGUCCCGCUAGUUGCACUUUGUCAUAUCCUAAGGGGGGCGAGCCCCUGAAUUGGAUGAUUGUCAACUUUUUUUUCAUACUAUACACGUAUCCUAUCGAUUUCUUUAAGUUAUCGAAAAGGGCGCGAAUGAUGGAAAGUAGGCUGCGGCAGCGACUCCUACUCGACCAAAACAAAUCUGGUUCACCUUCUCAAUCUCUCUCCGGACCAUAUCGGUUUUCACGAACCUGCAGCGGCUUUCGCCAGACUAUAUCUCGACUUUCUGUCAAAGUCUUAAGGUCCAUGUGGAUUUUUUUCGCUUCGGAAACCUUUGCGGUACUUUUCCAGCUCGUCUGGACAGUUGUGGGGUGUUGGGAGUGUUUAGCUGAUAGGAUCAGUGGGCAGGAUUUGAUGCUAGAUGAAGAGAUAGCAACCGAGGACAAGAUAGCCGAUUCUUACAAAGGUGAGCGCACGAUCUAACCGAUAUGCAGUCGAAUUGAGAAUCUCUAAUGUUGACGGAAAUAGCUCAUUACGAACUUCGGCAAUGAAACAAAUAACUCAAGGACAGAGUGGAAGCAGACCUUCAAACCCAACAUAGUUAGAGAAAGCUCAUGAUUGUUGUAACAGGAAUAUUCGAAAAGAAAAAAAAGCGACAAGUGGCGUCGGAAAGGACAGAACGAAAGAAAGUUGUGCGUGCCCUAGGCACACCACCUGUGUGCUAGGUGCAGCUGUUGUACCGUACCAGCUUUUGGGCCCCACCGCCUGUCUCUUACGUUUUCGGCUACAACGGCCAGUUAGCAGGGGUCCGAACCCUGUGCCCCGAAUCCUCUGGUGUAUUAGUGACUGUCAGAUCUCCAGGAACGAAUCCUCUGAUGUAUAGUUCAAUCCACCGCAACAUCAUCAAGGCGGGCAAUUGAUAAUGGGUCCUGUGCCGUUUGAUAGGCCUAUCCUCGAAUGUAUCCCGG
Pseudomassariella vexata is the source of this 1745-nucleotide messenger RNA. RefSeq lists its product as uncharacterized. The transcript is spliced from 3 exons. NCBI's taxonomy places the organism in Eukaryota, Fungi, Ascomycota, Sordariomycetes, Amphisphaeriales, Pseudomassariaceae. Bases 121 to 1260 code for a protein of 379 amino acids. The record is from RefSeq and is a predicted model, not a curated record.